Messenger RNA from Eptesicus fuscus (big brown bat), 1158 nucleotides. RefSeq names its product NME/NM23 family member 9 (gene NME9). Bases 4 to 978 code for a protein of 324 amino acids. The record is from RefSeq and is a predicted model, not a curated record. Gene Ontology annotation, molecular function: nucleoside diphosphate kinase activity. The transcript has 11 exons. Gene Ontology annotation, biological process: UTP biosynthetic process; CTP biosynthetic process; GTP biosynthetic process. NCBI's taxonomy places the organism in Eukaryota, Metazoa, Chordata, Mammalia, Chiroptera, Vespertilionidae.
GCCAUGAGCGGCAAGAGGAAGGAAAUUGCCCUGCAGGUCAACAUCAGCACCCAGGAGCUUUGGGAGGAAAUGCUCAGUUCCAAAGGACUAACAGUGGUCGAUGUCUAUCAAGGCUGGUGUGGCCCCUGCAAGCCCGUGGUGAGCCUCUUCCAGAAGAUGAGGAUCGAGGUUGGCCUGGACCUUCUGCACUUCGCAUUGGCGGAGGCAGACUGCCUUGACGUCCUCGAAAAGUACCGCGGGAGGUGUGAGCCUACCUUCCUGUUCUACGCAGGAGGGAAACUGGUGGCUGUGGUUAGAGGGGCCAACGCCCCCCUGCUGCAGAAAACCAUCCUGGACCAGCUGGAGGCCGAGAGGAAGGUGCUGGCUGAAGGCAGAGAACGGAAAGUGAUCAAAGAUGAGGCUCUCUCUGAGGAAGAGGAACGCGUUUCCCACGGGAAGGACGGUGGCGAAGACGCGGACGUGGCUUCAUCGGAGAAGGCCUGUACCUUGGCGAUCAUUAAACCAGACGCAGUCGGCCACGGGAAGACUGAUGAGAUUAUCAUGAAGAUCCAGGAAGCUGGGUUUGACAUUUUAAUGAGUGAAGAGAGGACCAUGACGGAGGCAGAAAUGCGACUCUUCUACCAACACAGAGCUGGAGAGGAGGCAUUUGAGAAGCUGGUCCAUCACAUGUGCAGUGGGCCAAGCCACCUCCUGAUCCUCACCAGGACUGAGGACACCGAGGACGUUGCCACUGCCUGGCGAGCCCUCAUGGGGCCCUGUGACCCACACGUGGCCAGGAGGGAGCAGCCUGACAGUCUCCGUGCUCAGUACGGCACGGAAGUGCCCUUUAACGCGGUCCACGGGAGCCGGGACGCAGAGGACGCCCGCCGAGAGCUGGCUCUGCUCUUCCCCAGCGUUACGUUUGCAGACCACGUCCCGGAAGCCUCUCUGGACCCCGAGGAAGGAGUGGUGCUUCCCUCCCCUGAGGAUGUGCACUGAGGUGGAUGUGCUGCCUCCGAAGCACGUGACCCAGGGCGUGGCCAGCAAGUGAAAUGUCAGUGCGUUCCCAUCUGCUGCGCUUAAGGAAAGCUCUAGAAUCGGAUCUUACUCUUUUGAGCACCAAUUUCUUUUAGUUUAGCUAUCUUUCAUGAAUAAUAAAAUAUAGUUUCCUGCCUUAUU